CUUUACACUUUUGUCAUCCAAACAUAAUCCAAAUCGUAUCGCUUCAUAAAAUUGGGAUUAAACCACUGGAGUCACAUGGAUUACUUUUACGAUGCCUUAAUGAACUUUUUUGGAGCUUGAAUUACAUGAAUUACAUUACAUGGACUGUCAAUGGAGGGACAGAAGUCUCCCAGGUUUCAUUAAAAAAAUAUCUUCAUUUGGUUUCCGAAGAUGAAUGAAAGUCUUAUGGGUUUGGAAUGACAUGAGGGUGAGUAAUUGAUGACAGAAUUUUCAUUUUUGGGUGAACUAUCCCUUUAAAUCUCAUUCUUAGAAAUUCUUAGAAUUAAAAUAGAAAUGUUUUGUUUUAUCCAAUUAUAUACCUCAAUCCAAAAUGGAUUAACCAAGUUACAUUGAAAAAAUGAUAUACAAACUGUUGAAUAUUUAUUAUUACAAAUUUGGCAUGUGUUUGAAUCUACAUUAAAGCUUAUUCUUAGAAAUUCCUUAGCUGGGUAAAUACCAUACAUCAUUUUAAAAUGCACUUCUUUACAUUUAGGUGGAAGGGGAAAUAAAAGAUAUUUGCUUCUGAAGUCAUUCAUUGAUAUUCUACUGAGAUGUUGAAGAAUAUAAUCUCUUUUUAUAUGACCAGGAUAGCUUUCCUGCACAAGACAUUUUCUUAUAAUCCUAUUAGUACAUUCCUUAUCUACAAAACUUAUUUUGCCUAAACUAAGAUCAAAUAUCUUGGCAAUGACAGCAGAAUAUGUUAAAAGCCACUUUAUCAUUCCAAUCAUUGGUUAAGGAAUACUUCUAAUAACUUUUACGUAGUCUUUUUUCACCACAAUUAACAUUAAUUUGGGUACAGAAAUCACUAUAACCCAAAAUACAAUAAAAUUCUUUUUCAUAACUUUUAACACUGACCAAAUCCCUCUUUGCCCUCUUCUUCCAAAAACAAAGAUUUUCUUUGAAAUAAUAUAGAAUGAUUAUUCUAUAAGGAUAUAUUAAGUGGACUGAAAUUGUGUUUUAAAAGCAUUUUCCAAUACAGGAGGACUUGUUUAUGAAAAGCAGAUAGCUUCAGUGGUAUUUUAGAUAAUUCAGAGUCACACUGUAAUAAAAUAUUAUACCUCCACAGUUUUAAAUAAACCGGACGGAAUUGCAAAACAAUAUGAACACUCAUUUUUAAUAAAAGAUUGCAACCAUUUAACUAUUCAUGAUAUCAAAGUCUAUUGCCUUUAGUCCACCUUCUUCAUAUUCUUUAAUUACAUCUUUUUUUUUAUAUAUAGUGCCAUUUCUUUCUCCAAAUGAAAUCAAAUUGAGUUUAUUAAUUGCUUUUAUUGUUCUAGUUGAAAUCGGCAAUGAACAGCCUGGCUAAAUUAACCUUGAGAUGCUCUCUAUUUUCCGUAAACAUCAAGCAAUGUACAAUGAGUUUUUGAGGAAAAAAGAUGUCAAAAGAGAGGCCUAUUCUUCUGGGGCGGUGCAGUCCUACACACCCGUAAGUGGGGCCAGUCGAACAGCUUCUCAGAGUGGGGCGGGAACAACCAAAUUUGACCGGAGCGAUCCACGACAGUCCCUCAUUUCUGAAACAAUUGCCAAGAUGAUCGUCCGCGACCUGCAACCUGUGCAGAUUGUAGAGAAUGAGGGCUUCCGUGAGCUACUUAAGCUCCUUGAGCCUCGUUACGUCCCAGAGCCGAGCCAUUACAUACAACAGCAGCUUCUCCCGGCUUACAGCUACCAAGUACAGCUAGCGACCAAGCUGGCUCUCUCAGGAGUCGAGACCUGCAGUAUCACCCUGGACCUGUGUACGAGCAAUGCUGUGUCUGUCAACAACAGUUCUGGCUACUUGGGCGUGACAUGCCAUUUCAUAACCCCAGACUGGCACAUCAAAUCCACGCUAUUAUCAUGUAUUCCUCUCCAAAAUUAUAGGGACACACAGCGCAUGCUCACUGAGUUCGACGAGAUCUGUCAUGUUCAUGAUAUCUCGGGUAAGGUGUUUCGCAUCGUUGCUGAUCCCUCCCCUUGUGAAAACCGAUCUACCUUCCGCCUGCCUGGUUUUUAUCUCCAUGGUAAUGGUAUUGUGGAAGAUGAGGAGGAAGAUAGUAGUGAUGAAGAAAAUGGUGCAGGCGAAGGUAAGAAUGCUGUUAGUGGAGCAGAAGAGCAGAAUUCUUUAAAUCAGUGCCUGGGUAGGUGUAGGAUAGACUGCUUUGCCCAUUCACUGAGUCAGUGCAUACGGGAAGGGAUCUGUUCCUCCUCUCAGAUAUCCACAACACUCACUAAAGCAGCUUGCUUCUACAACUAUGUUGUUGCUACAGUUACUUCUGAAAAACUUAGUAAAGUCUUUGGUCCUGGCACAGUAGGAAAUGGACAGCACCCAUCAGCCUUGGACAGGGACUGGAACACCCAGCUAAAGAAAAUGCGACAAAUGCUUGAAUCAUUGGAUUUUUUGGAGGACAUUGUGGACAGAAAUGACUUGGCUCUCAACAGUGUUGAAAAAGCCACUCUGCAAGAACUGGUUGAGAUCUUGGAACCUUUUGAGGAAGCCACAGAUAUGGUCCAGGGAGACAAGCAUGUUUCUAUCAGCCUUGCCCUCCCCAGCGUUCUGGGCCUACGUAAGCAUCUGGCAGAAGUUAUGACACACCAGUGUGCAGGACUGGUUACAGGAUUGACUCAUGCACUGGACCAGAAAUUAGCUGCCAUCCUAGAGGAUCCUCUAUAUGUCACAGCCACUACCCUGGACCCGCAGUUCAAGCUUUCUUGGAGCAGUGACCGGGACUGGCACAAGCAGGUUCUCCUGGAGGAGAUGGGAAAGCACACCCAGCCUGUGAGUCCACCAGAGCCCAGUUCAGAUGCUCAGCCAUCCCCAUCUAAACGCAGCAGACUAUUCUCUUUCAUCAAAGAAAGGCCCUCCACACAGGCCAAGAGUAUGGAGCAGGAGCUGGCUGCAUACCUGCAUGAGGAGCCCACAGAAGAAGAUCCCCUGCAGUACUGGAAGCGCAAGUCUAUUGAUUUUCCUCUACUUUCAGUAGUGGCCAAGAAAGUGUUUACAGUGCCAGCUACAACAACAGCUGUGGAAAGGAUAUUCUGCCUCGUAGGCAAAACCCUAAGACCCGGACACUGCCGACUCCUUCCAAAAAACUUAGAUACACUGAUUUAUUUGAAGGCCAACUACAGCAUAUUGUGGUCUUAACUGCUUUAAAAUGGCAUAUUUACAGGAAACUGACAGUAGAUUUAGAGUACUUGGAUUUUUUUAAUUAAAGGAUGCCUCAAACCCGAAAUCAAUGAGCAUAAAACUGCAGCAUCACCCAAAGUAAUAUUAAACUGUUUUAGUCUGUACACAGGUACUGAGACAUUUAUUGAAUCAGUCAUUUGGCAUGUUUUACACAUGUAACCCAUUGUUGUCUCUAUUUUUUUUUUUUUUUUUUUACAUCGAUUUUAUUUACAUUUUUUCAUUUAUCAGACUCUCAUAUGGAAGUAUUUUCCAGACUAUUUUCAAAACUAAUUGCAAAUUGUAUUUACAGUUGCAGUUUCUAUCUGUGGACGCAUUACUGUUUGCAUUUUUGUUUACAUGAAUGUACAAUGUCUGGCAAAUUUCAAAUGGAAAAGCAAAGUCCAUUUGCAAUUGCAUUUCCCAUGAGUUAUGUCCCUGUCAUAUUGAAAUAGCAAUAGCAAUCACCCUGUUUGCUAUUUCACUUCCUCAGCAUUGCAUAUGGAGCCUGCCAAAAUUAAAUGGAAUCGCAAUUCCCAUUGCAUUUGCAUUUCCGAUGCCUUGCACAGAAACCUGUCAGUCAAAAUAGGAAUGGGCUAUCCACGAGCUCCCUUUAAUCUCUACAAUUAUAUAAUAUUCCAAUGAAAAAGGAGGUGAAAUACUUAGGGAUUACAAUUUCCAAAGAUGAAGAGAGUACAGAAAUGUUGAAUAUUGACAAUAAAAAGUAGAACAAAUAUGAAUAUUUUAUAUAUAUAUAUAUAUUUAUAUAUAUAUAUAUAUAUAUUUGCAGAGGAACAUUACAAUACUUGGGAGACUAUUACUUACGAAAAUAGAGAGCAUCUCAAGGUUAAUUUAGCCAGGCUGUUCAUUGCCGAUUUCAACUAGAACGAUAAAAGCAAUUAAUAAACUCAAUUUUGAUUUCAUUUGGAGAAAGAAAUGCCACUAUAUAAGAAAAAGUAAAAUAAUUAAAGAAUAUGAAGAAGGUGGACUAAAGGCAAUAGACUUUGAUAUCAUGAAUAGUUAAACGGUUGCAGUCUUUUAUUAAAAAUGAGUGUUCAUAUUGUUUUGCAAUUCCGUCCGGUUUAUUUAAAACUGUGGAGGUAUAAUAUUUUAUUACAGUGUGACUCUAAGUUAUCUAAAAUGCCACUGAAGCUAUCUGCUUUUCAUAAACAAGUCCUCCUGUAUUGGAAAAUGCUUUUCAAACACAAUUUCAGUCCACUUAAUAUAUCCUUAUGGAAUAAUCAUUGUAUAUUAUUUCAAAGAAAAUCUUUGUUUUUGGAAGAAUGGUGGCAAAGAGGGAUUUGGUCAGUGUUAAAAAUUAUGGAAAAGAAUGGCUGUAUUUUGGGUUAUAGUGAUUUCUGUACCCAAUUUGCCCAAUGGUGGCUUAGUGAUUAGCACUUUUGCCUUGCACUGCUGGGGUUGGGGGUCCAAUUCCCACCUCUGCCCUGUGUGCAGAGUUUGCAUGUUCUCCCCGUGCUUUGGUGGUUUCCUCUGGGUACUCUGGUUUCCCAGACUCUCCCAGUCCAAAGACAUGUGGUGUAGGCUGAUUGGCAUUUCCAGAUUGUCUGUAGUGUGUGAGUGUGUGUGUGAGAUUGUGCCCUGUGAUGGAUUGGCACUCCAUCCAGGUUGUCCCUCACCUUGUGCCCCGAGUUCCCUGGGAUAGGCUCCAGGCUCCCCGUGACUCUGUGUCAAGGUAUUUGAUCUUAGUUUAGGCAAAACAAGUUUUACCUACUAUUGCAUAGGAUGUGGUGAAAUUUGGAGUAUGUUUGGAGGAAAAAAGUGUAAAGAUAUAUAUAUCUGUGUAAAAUAUAUAUAGUUUACUCCCACCCCAACACUGAUUGACAGGCUUCUGUGCAAGGCAUCAGAACUACAAAUGCAAAGGGAAUUGCAAUUCCAUUCGAAUUUUGGCAGGCUCCAUACGCAACGCCGGGGAAGUGAAAUAGCAAACAGGGUAAUUGCUAUUGCUAUUUCGAUAUGACAGGGUCAUGACUCAUAAGACAUGGGAAAUGCAAUUGCAAAUGGACUUUGCUAUUCCAUUUGAAAUUUGGCAGACAUUGUAUGUUUGUGUAAAAGAAAAUGGAAACAGUAAUACACAAUUUGCAUUUUCAUUUGAAUUAUGUCACAAUUUAUGCAUCCACAAAUAGAAAACGCAACUGCAAAUACAAUUUGCAAUUAGUUUUGAAAAUAGUCUGGAAAAUACUUCCAUACUCUCAUGCAAAGUAAUCCAAGCAUAGAGCGGCGCAGCUGAGGAAUGUGAGCCUAAUCAGGGACACAACAUUGGCUCCCUUGCAGUCCGGAAAGAGAACACUAGUUCAGAGAACACUAGUUCACUAGUUCAGAAUCUUAGCUGCUGACCUAUCACUACCCCUGUUAUAAAAUCCAAAUAAAUGAUUGAGAAGUUAACAACAUUAAUAAAGUUCGUCUUUAACACAGCUGAUUCUUAAUAGGCAUGAAAAUGCAGAAUCUAGGCUCCGUGUGGUCAUCAUUGGGAGAUCAUGAGUUUUAACACUGACCAUGCCGUGGUAAAGUUGGGGAGGAAAUGGGGAAAAAAAACUAAAGAAAAUGUAAAAUCCGGUUUCCAAAGACAUAACACAGUUCUUAAGGCCAAUUCAUGCUGGAAGCUUGUCACAAACAGCAGUUAUGGAUUAUACUUGAUGGGUCUAUGCGGCCAAAGUUAUACAACAUUGACAGACACGUCCUUCUGUGAGGGCUCCAUGCUGCUGUCGAUAGUCGAGUCGUGCCUUGUCACCAUGAACAGGACAGAGCAAAAAUAGAGAAUUUUGAAAAAGGCUGGUGGUGUUUAUAUAACUCAUUCAUGAGAGAACAAUUAGAUUACAUCUAUAUGGUACACUUGCAUUGCAUAAAAGUUAGACUUUCCUAUCUCACCUCCCUUUUCUCUGUUUGCAGCUAUUAAAGUAACAUACAACUAACAAUUAAUUCCUUGAUUAAUUCAGUAACCACUUUAUCCUGGUUGGAGCCUGGGAACACUGCGCACAAGGUGGGAAUACACCUUGGAUGGGAUAGCAGUCCCAUUAAGUCCCAUCUGUGGACAGGGGCCAAGGUAGCAAAUCUGACCAUGCUGCCUGGGCGUACUCUUUCUCUUGUCGAUUACAGUGACACUAGCCAAUUGUGGGCAGAUAGCGCUUUCCUUACUGCCAAAGAGCAAGCAAAUGGCAGCAUAUUUGAAACCUUUUCAAAUUCAUAUGCUCAUUCAAACAUGUGAACAAUUUAAGACAUAAUUCAAAUUCAAUUUCAAAACAUAUACUGUAUUAAGAACAAUGUACAGCAGCUGCCAAAAUUAAAAUGCUAAUGCAAAGCUUAUUUGACAUUUCAUUUGCAGUAUUUAACAAGGUAUGGUUCUGCCGACACAUCACUCAAAACUGAUGUGAGAAAACGUGAGACUCCAUACAGACAGCACCGUGAGCUCAGUAUCAAUCAAUCACUUGCCAAGAUUGACUAUUCCGGGACAUUCCCUAUUCCAGUGACAAUUAUUCCCAUCAAGCAGAUAGAGUAUUUUCUGUAACUGUUAGAAUUAAGCACGUCUUUUGAGUUAACCAUUUAUAGAAGACUGGAUGAGCAUGGAGUAAGGUAGGUUAAUCAGCAAUCCAGUUUUUUUGCUCAACACUUACAGGUAAGAAAAGCAAAGAAUGUAUUUAAUAUACAUGUCUCCUGUGUUCUUAAUACAGUAUAUCCUAGGCAACAUGUGUACUUAAUACGGGCUUGGAUGCACCUUGUCUCGACUAUCAGUGAGAGCAGCCAGCAAGUGGAGAAUUCAGCUGUCAAGUUGAAUAAUUUCUGUCCUUAUUGUUAAAUUGAAUACAUCUGAUUUGUGGUCAAAUGGGUGAUUUGCAUCUGUUCUGUUGCUAGUUAUGUAAGAGCUACCAGGGAAACCAUUGUGAGGAGACACUUAUAGCGGAACCACUCCACUUCCCUCCUUAAUUUAUAUCACAAAGGCCUGAAUUUCAAAGAAAUUUGAAUCCCCUUUAUCUUUAAAUACCUUAUCUCUGAUGCAGCAUGAGCAGCAGUUUGAAAACUUGCACUUGGCUGGCUUCAGGUGUCAUGGUGGAAGCUUGUGUUAGCAUUCACCCUCCCCAGGAGGUAGUUGCUGUAAUAUAGAUGAGAGAUGGGUGGAAAUUGGGAGGUUUCUUUGUUAAAAAAAAAAAAUAAUAAUGAUUAAAAAGGUUUUUGAUUGAAUUCCCUGCAGAGCUGAAGGAAAUAAAUGAAGGCUUGAGAUGACACUGGGAGAAGAAAUUAAAAUAAAGCACCCUUACAUUUAUAAAUGCAACUUGUGUCAUGAGGGAGAGAAGCAGUGGAGCACUGCAGAUAAGAUGCAGUGUUUAUUUAGGAUAUCAAAAGAAGAGAAGAAGUGGUCCUUCAAAUUCAAUUUCCCUCUGCUCAGUGAGUAAUUUCCAAGUCAGUGAUAGCAUGUGGGCAUUUUUUUUUUAAUCCUAACUGAAAUUGAUGAUGUGUCGUUGUGUUCUGAUAUUACUCCCAACCAGAAAGUCCCUGGUGAAGAUGGCACUGUAUACAUACACAACAUCUGAUAUGCUCAUGGCUACAGAAUUAUGCUGCACUUAAAAUAACACCAUGUAUCUAUGAUCAUUUUUCCUCCACUGCAUCCAUUAAAAUACCAAAAGCAAAAAAAAAAAAA
This is a messenger RNA of Pangasianodon hypophthalmus (striped catfish), 7826 nucleotides long. Its product is annotated as zinc finger BED domain-containing protein 4. Bases 1358 to 3157 code for a protein of 599 amino acids. Gene Ontology annotation, molecular function: protein dimerization activity. The record is from RefSeq and is a predicted model, not a curated record. NCBI's taxonomy places the organism in Eukaryota, Metazoa, Chordata, Actinopteri, Siluriformes, Pangasiidae. The transcript has 2 exons.